Effrenium voratum is the source of this 4059-nucleotide messenger RNA. Lineage: Eukaryota; Dinophyceae; Suessiales; Symbiodiniaceae. The record is from the annotation of a GenBank genome assembly.
AUGGCACUGCCAAGGCUACGAAGACGCUGGGUUCUGGUCAUCAGUGCUGCCGCCCUUCAAGCCGCCCGGGCUUGGCUGACCCCUGGUCGCCUCAGCCAGUGGCCUUUGCGCUGCCAGGGCGACACGGAGCUGCUGACGGGCCUGGAGGCCGAGCUCCGUGCGGAGCAAGUGGAUGCAGAAAAGGCGCUGCAGUGGUGUCGCGACCAGGGCCCGGCGACCUGGGCGGAGCUGUUGGAGAAUUCCGAUGCCCUCGUCGAGGUGGCCUCGGAGUCUCUGCGGCUUCGCCUGGCGAAGCGCGCGGGGGCGGAGGGCCAGCUGCAGCCCGCGCUGGCGCUGCUGCAGUCCCCGGCCCUGCGGCCGGCGGCGCUUGUGCUGCUCGAGCUGUUGCGAGCAGAAGGCCAGCAGAAGUUUGAAGGCUUCAUCGACCGCGCAGUGCAGCAGAUGGAGGAGGGCCAACUGGAUUGGCCCGCCAUGACCGCCGCUGCACCCCGCUUGGCACCGCACGGUCAGCGUGCGGAGCAAGCGCUGAGGUUGCUGACGCUGGGUAACAACUUGGCGGAGGAAGUGAUAGUGAACGAAGGUUCCUCGUCCCUGAGCUUCAAGGGCCUCUGGGCCGGGCAGCAGCUCUCUGGCCGGCUGCGCCGGAGCCACGGAGACCAGGGAUGGGGGCAGUGGGCAUCCUUCUUCCUGGAAGAUGCUCCUGAUGCUUUGCUUGGAAGCAGAUUGGUGGCAUGCAAGCGUGCCUCGGGCGAGACCAUCUUCAACCAGAAGACUGGCGAGCCCUCCUUCCAGGCAGGCGACACGCUGUUCUUCGCCACCGCCGAUCGGGCGGCCCUGCUCGAGAUGGCCACUUAUGACCAGCUUCCGGAGUUCGGCGUGGAACUUGCUCGCCUGCUGCGUGACGGCGAAGACGAGAAAGGAAUCAUGGCACCUCCGGAGAUGCUGCAAGCGGCCAAGUUUGUGAACGAGAUUCGAGACCUGAAUGAAGCAGAGCAGGCCGAGCGGCGACUGCGGCGCUUCGAGCAGCGCGGGACUUUGGAGCGCCACCCCAUGCUGCGCUGCUUGCUGUCGGCGCUCCUGGCAUCGGCGAGAGCCGGAUGUGUCGUGGACAAGCCCGACUGCUACGUAGAUGCCGAGUCCCGCAUCCUGGGGCGCGACAAUGUGGCGCUUGGCGCCAUUACCCCGGAAUACUGCGCCCAGCUCUGCGCCAACGGCAAGUUCCAACUGGCCGGCACCGAGAAUGGCAACGAGUGCUACUGCGGGGACAAGUUGAACACUGAACCAAGGAGCUCCAGCUCUUGCCGCUCGAAGUGCAACGGGGAUAGCUCGAAGACCUGCGGCGGUUUCUGGGCGGUCUCAGUCUCCAAGGUGCAGUGUUCAGGUACCCCGGAACCGCCUCCAAAGGAGGACCCGGAGAUGGUGAACCCGUGCUGGGGCAAGUUCGCCAAGUUCCCCUUCUGCAACGCCACGCUGCCCUUGGACGAUCGCGUGGCCGACGCCGUGGGCCGCAUGACGCUGGCGGAGAAGAUCGGGGCGCUGGGCACCAACACGCCGGCCAUCCCUUCCUUGGGCCUGCCCAGGUACAAUUGGUGGUCCGAAGCUUCCUCUGGAGUGGCAUCUGCCAGGAACACCGAAACCACCAAGUUUCCCUUUCCCAUCACGACAGGCAUGAGUUUCAAUCGAACUCUCUGGAAGCUGGUUGGGCGCCAGAUUGGUCGGGAAGCCCGUGCCGCCAUGAAUGCGGGCAACGCUUAUUCCACCUUCUGGGCGCCCGUCAUCAAUCUUGCCAGAGAGCCGCGCUGGGGCCGAAAUAUUGAAACGCCAGGCGAGGAUCCAUACGUCACAAGCGAGUAUGCAGAGAAUUUUGUCAAGGGCUUUCAGGAGGCACCAGAGGAUCCGUACCACAUCCAGGCCUCCGCCUGCUGCAAGCACUACGUGGCCAACGAAAUGGAAUCCACCACAGAGAAGGACGGAGAGCAUCAUGACCGGAACCAUGUCGAUUCCAACGUGACCAUGCAGGAUCUGGUGGAUUCAUACAUGCGCCCUUUCCAGGCUUGCGUGGAGAAAGGCCGAGUUACCUCCCUGAUGUGCAGCUACAACGCCGUCAACGGUGUCCCCUCCUGUGCCAAUGACUGGCUGCUCCAGACGGUGGCCCGCGACAACUGGGGCUUUGACGGCUACAUCACCAGCGACUGCGAUGCGGAUGAGGAUGUUUACGCGUCUCAUCACUACACCGCCACUCCAGAAGAAGCUGUGAAAGCAGUUCUGCACGCAGGAACCGAUAUCGACUGCACCUCCUUCGUUCCCAAAUAUGCCCAGUCUGCGCUGGACAAGGGCUUGAUCUCUGAGGCCGACAUUGAUGCGCGCCUGAAGAUGCUCUUCCGCGUUCGCAUGCGCCUGUCCCACUUUGACCCUCGGGGUCCCCUGGACGACAUCCCCAGCAGCAGCAUUUGCAGCGACUACGCCAUCCAGCUGUCGGAGGAUGCGGUGCGCCAGAGCGCCACACUGCUGAAGAACGAGAAGACUCUGCCUUUGGAUGCCUCCAAGGUGGGCACCGUGGCGAUCAUCGGGCCCAACUACAACCUCUCCAAGAGCGAUGCAGGCUAUUACGGCCCGAGCCACCCCUGCGGUGAUCGCUUCUACACCCUGGUGGAUGCGGUCAGUCGGAAUGGCCAGGUGAAGACCGUCAGCGUUGCUGGGGUGCCCAACGUCCUGUCAGAGGACCAAAGUGGCAUUCCAGCAGCCGUGGAGGCGGCCAAGAAGGCAGACACAGUGCUUCUGGCGGUUGGCACCGAUCUCACUUGGUCAGAAGAAGGCCACGAUGCCAAGAGCAUCUCCUUCACUGCAGCGCAGGCAGCUCUCAUUGAGAAAGUUGCAGCUGCUGCCAAGAAGCCUGUGGUGGUGGUUACCAUGACUGCAACGCCCUUGGACCUGUCUGCGGUGCUGGGCAAUUCCAAGGUGGGUGCCAUCCUACACUUGGGCCAGCCCAGCGUGGCCGUGAAGGGCGUGGCUCCGCUGCUCUACGGCGAGAGCUCCCCGGCGGGCCGAGCCAUCCAGACGGUCUACGAGCACUCCUACCAGGACCAGAUCUCGAUUUUUGACUUCAACAUGCGCCCGGGCCCAUCUGAUUUUGCUCGCCCAGACUGCACCGAGGCAGCGAGCAAAUGCCCCAAGGGCACCAACCCUGGGAGGACUUACCGGUUCUACACCGGCAAGGCCGUGGUGCCUUUCGGCUUCGGGCUGUCUUACACGAGCUUCUCGUACUCCCUGGUCUCCCAGCCCAGCUAUGUGUCUCUGGUGCCCUUAGCGGAGCUGCUGCGCCGGGAGGCCUCGCAGGUCUUUCCGCGCCUGGAGGCGCAGAAUCAGCUGGGCACGGGCUGGCGGCAGCGCGUCACGUACGCGGUGCGGGUGAGCAACACCGGGGCGAGGGACGCGGAGGACGUGGUGCUGGGGUUCCUGGUCCCCCCCGACGCCGGGCAAAAUGGGACGCCUUUGAAGCAGCUGUUUGGCUUCGAGCGCGUGCACCUGAAGGCCGGGGAGGCCAAGACCGUUUGGCUCUACCCGGCCAUGAUGGACUUUGCGGGCGUCACCAGAGAGGGGAAGUUCCAGGCCCGGGCGGGCCGCUACAAAGUGCAAUUCGGGCUGAGGGAGACCAGCGGGUUGGGCAUGGGCUUUGUGGAAACUGAGCUGGAUGCGGGAGAGUCGCCUCUUGCUCGACGCCUGCAUGAGAAGCUUCUGCAGGAUGAGGUUUGGGAGCAGCUUUGGCAAGCUGCCAAGCCCAAGCUACCGGCACUCUACCAGGCAGUGCGCAAGGCCAUGCUGCGUGCGCGGCCAGCGCAGAAGGUGGAGCCCAGGCGAGUCUCUGUGGUUCGCAUCAGUCUGCUCGGAGUCAUUGGCGUGCUGGUUGUGCUCGGCGCUCUCGGCUGGGGCGCAUGGCAAUUCUUCCACUCCUCAGAUGAGGCAGACAAAUUGCCGCUGUACACAUUGAAGAGCACUGAGGUGCCAGACAAUGCUCCCCUCCUUGCUGGUACUCCAUUGAUGCCCUUCAAGGGGAAGUGA